Messenger RNA from Drosophila guanche, 1324 nucleotides. RefSeq names its product 28S ribosomal protein S29, mitochondrial (gene mRpS29). The record is from RefSeq and is a predicted model, not a curated record. Lineage: Eukaryota; Metazoa; Arthropoda; Insecta; Diptera; Drosophilidae. The transcript has a single exon. Gene Ontology annotation, molecular function: structural constituent of ribosome. Gene Ontology annotation, cellular component: mitochondrial small ribosomal subunit; mitochondrial ribosome. Gene Ontology annotation, biological process: apoptotic process. Bases 39 to 1223 code for a protein of 394 amino acids.
AUUUUAUUAUUAUUUAACAUUUAAUCCGGAAAUUGUUAAUGAAAAUGUUUCGAAAACAUUUUGGGAACCUGUCUCGUGUCUCCACACAACUUCAGCGCAAUGUCUUGCAACUGUCCACGAAUGCGGAAGCGUCUCCCGUUGAGGGAACAGCGGCAGCAAGCGUAAACGAGUUCCGCACGGCCGUUGCCAAUCCCGGCGAGCACUCGGCCCUGCAUGUGGCCAAAUUCUACACCAUACCCGUGGAGCAGAAGAAACAGAUCUUUACCGGCGGUGGCCUGCCAAAACAGUACGAGCAACAGAUAAAGACUUUCACCGAAUCCUGCCUCAUGGUGCGAUCGCCGGCGCUGGAGCUGCUCCACUACAUUAAGAACGCGGAUCUGACGAAGCCUGUGGUACGUUAUGUGCUCUAUGGAGACAAUGGUGUGGGCAAGACAUUGACCAUGGCCCAUGUUCUACACUACGGAGCCAUAAAUGAUUUUCUGCUGGUUCAUGUACCCUGGGCGCCCAAUUGGAUGAAACGGCCCAAGGAGGCAUCCAACGCCACUCAGGAGGGUAUGCUCGAUCUGCCCUUCGAUGCGGCCGCCUGGCUGGUGCAUUUCAAAACGCAGAAUGCCAAGUUGCUGCAGCAACUGCAGCUGAAGACGAGCAAGGAGUAUGUGUGGAGCAAGCGCGAGAGCACACCCGCCGGCUCGACCCUCAUAGAGCUGGUGGAGCAUGGCAUAUCGCGCAUAAAGUACGCCACGGAAACAACGGUGGCUUUGAUUUCAGAGCUUAAACAGCUUUCGACGGCGGGACAGUGCAAAGUAAUGGUGGCCAUCGACGGCUUCAACGCCUUUUUCCAUCCCGAAACGCGCAUCUUCUCGGACAACAAACAACGGGUGACACCAGACCGCAUAACGCUGACACAGCCCUUCCUCGACAUCACCAGCUACGACUGGACCAAUGGAGUUUGCAUCCUGUCCGUUGAUAAGCUCGCCAUGACCGAGGGCUACAUGGACUCGUAUAUGCCACGCUAUCUGCUGGGCACAGCGGGCUUUGAGCACAUCGAUCCCUUUGUGCCAGUUCACGUGGACAACUACACGGACAAGGAGUUCCACAGCUACAUAAACUACUACUUGGACCGCCACUGGAUCAACAAGACGCCGAAGGGCUUCGAGGAGCAGCUGAAGUUCAUGAGCAAUAAGAAUCCCUACACGCUCAUGCAGCUUGUCAAGUCAUUGUAGAGGGGAACUGUCCCAUCUUUGUUAGCUAAUAAUCGUAAAUAAAAUCGACUUGUUAAAGAAAUGAAAAUCAAUAAUAGUAGUUGUGCAAUUUUGUUGAAUAA